Molecule: messenger RNA, 1834 nt
Organism: Aspergillus ibericus CBS 121593
Lineage: Eukaryota; Fungi; Ascomycota; Eurotiomycetes; Eurotiales; Aspergillaceae
Product: putative amino acid transporter
Exons: 9
Coding region: 226-1596 (456 amino acids)
Biological process (GO): amino acid transmembrane transport
Cellular component (GO): vacuolar membrane
Molecular function (GO): amino acid transmembrane transporter activity
Source: RefSeq, a predicted model, not a curated record
AUCGGUCUUUCCCCCAAGCGCAGAAAAAAAAGCUAAAUCCCGCCCGCCAGAUGCCCGGCCAAUCGUCCAUCCGCCAUCCUGCCGUCCGGCCUUAAUAGCCUUCUAGCUGCUGCUUGCCUUUCUUCGUCGCUCUCUCCUCUCCUCUCCCCUUCCCUUCCCUCUGCUUUCGACCCCCCGUUGGCCCUGAGACUCGACGGCCGUCCCCUCCGCUACAGCCUCAUCACCAUGACCGCCACUACCCGGGAUGUCGAAGCCCUCGCCGUGCAGCAUGAGGCCGGAGCUCUCGACGACAUGAUCGAGAAGAAGGUCUCCGCCAACGAGUCCCCCCCGGCGGAUGACCCCUUUGGCAAUGAGGAGUGCGGUGAGGUCAAGUACCGGGUCAUGAAAUGGUGGCACUGCGGUAUACUGAUGAUUGCGGAGAACAUCUCCCUGGGAAUCUUGUCGCUGCCCUCCGCGGUGGCCACCCUCGGAAUCGUCCCCUCCAUUUUCCUCAUCCUGGGUCUGUCGGGUAUCUCCUGGUACACCGGAUAUGUCAUCGGCCAGUUCAAGCUCCGCUACCCCCAGGUCCACAGCAUGGGCGACGCUGGUGAAUUGCUUUUUGGCCGCAUCGGACGCGAGAUCCUCUUCUUUGGCCAGCUGCUCUUCUGCAUCUUCCUGAUGUCCAGUCAUCUGCUCACCUUCACCGUGCUGUUCAACACCAUCACCAACCACGGCACCUGCACCAUUGUCUUCGGAGUCGUGGGCUUGAUCGUCAGCUUUAUUGGUGCCCUGCCACGCACCAUGGGAAAGGUGUACAUCAUGUCCCUUGCCUCCUGCACCAGUAUCACCAUUGCGACCAUCGUCACCAUGGUGGCCAUUGCCGUGCAAGCGCCCGACCAUGUCCAGGUGGAUAUCACCACCCACCCCAGCUUCGCCAACGCCUUCCUCUCCGUGACCAACAUCGUGUUUGCCUUCAUUGCCCAUGUGGCCUUCUUUGGCUUCAUCUCCGAGAUGGAGGACCCCCGGGACUUCCCCAAGUCCCUGGCCAUGCUGCAGGUCAUGGACACGACCAUGUACAUCGUCACGGCUAUGGUCAUCUACCGCUAUGCGGGCCCCGAUGUCGCCUCCCCGGCCCUGUCCUCGGCCGGCCCGCUGAUGAGCAAGGUUGCCUACGGCUUGGCUAUUCCCACGGUCGUGAUCGCCGGUGUUGUGUUCGGCCACGUCGCAUCCAAGUACAUCUACGUGCGCCUCUGGCGCGGCUCGCCUCAGAUGCACACCAACAGCCCCGCCGCCGUCGGAUCCUGGGUCGCCAUUGCGCUGGGCGUGUGGGUCAUUGCCUGGGUCAUCGCCGAGUCGAUCCCCGUCUUCAAUGAUCUGUUGAGUCUGAUUAGCUCCCUGUUCGGCAGUUGGUUUAGUUAUGGACUCCCCGCCAUGUUCUGGCUGGUCAUGAACAAGGGCCAAUAUACCGCCUCGCCCUCCAAGAUCUUCCUGACCAUCGUCAACCUCGUGAUCUUUGGCAUUGCCUGCGCGAUUUGCGGUCUGGGACUUUACGUGUCGGGCAAAUCCAUCCACGACAGCUCCGCCUCGGCCAGCUGGACGUGCGCCAACAACGCCUAAGAGGCGUGGGCGUAGCGCCUCCCUGUACAGGACGUCCCCCACUGUGGGGAUCUACCACACACAGUCUCCCCCAGAUUAAGCUGGGCUGUCUGGGUUUUCUGCUCGACGGUGUUGGUGUUGAUUGGUUGAUGUGUUUGGGAAACGGGAAACGGAUUUAUGUCUUUGCCUUUUGUUCUUUCUAGCCGGCAUCUGUUUGUGUUUUGUUAGCAUCCACGAUCCCCCAUAUAUAUAUAUAUCU